Messenger RNA from Dichomitus squalens LYAD-421 SS1, 891 nucleotides. Its product is annotated as PRP38-domain-containing protein. The transcript is spliced from 5 exons. Lineage: Eukaryota; Fungi; Basidiomycota; Agaricomycetes; Polyporales; Polyporaceae. Bases 1 to 891 code for a protein of 296 amino acids. Gene Ontology annotation, cellular component: precatalytic spliceosome. The record is from RefSeq and is a predicted model, not a curated record.
AUGGCCAACACCACCGUCCGCGGGGCAACCGCUAUUCAUGGCCAGAAUCCUCAGUACCUAGUCGAAUCUGUGAUCCGGAAUCGUAUCUAUGACUCAAGCUACUGGAAGGAGCACUGUUUUGCGCUUACCGCCGAAACGUUGAUUGAUAAAGCUAUUGAGCUGAAGGCGAUCGGUGGUGUUUACGGCAACCAAAAGCCUACGGAGUUCCUAUGUCUACUCCUCAAGCUCCUCCAAAUUCAGCCGGAGAAGGAGAUUCUGCUGGAGUACUUGCAGGCGGACGAGUUCAAGUAUCUACGGGCACUCGCUGCAUUCUACAUACGGAUGACCUUCCGACCAGCGGAAGUCUAUGAAAUCCUGGAGCCUUUGCUCAAGGACUAUCGAAAAUUGCGUUACUUGGGAAUGGGGGGUUACACGCUGACGCAUAUGGACGAGUUUGUGGACCAGCUAUUGACCGAGGAGCGUGUGUGCGACUUGAUCCUCCCCAGGAUCACCAAGCGAGAUGUCUUAGAGGACUUGGGAGAGAUUGGGCCGAGGAAGAGUAGGCUGUUGGACGCUAUGGAGGGCAAAAGUGACCACGAGAGAAGUAGGAGCAGGAGUAGAAGUCGGAGCACGGACAGGAGCAGAAGCAGAAGCCGGGACGGCAGUCCACGACGCCCGGCAGGUGCGAGGAGUCCUUCGUCUUCAAGAAGCUCUAGUCGAGGACGGAGUGCUAGCAAGUCUCGCUCGCCCUCGGUCGGGUCGCGGUAUGUUUCUCGCAGCCGCUCCGGCUCACGUUCGCCCUACCGGUCUAGGAGCAGGAGCAUCUCGCCAGACCGUGUGAAUGGCGGCUCCCCUGGCCGCUUCCGUUCUCGCAGUCGCAGCAUCUCACCGGACCGCAUGGACACUACCUAG